CUUUCGGCUCCCGCCCCGCUCCGCCAUCAUGAAGUCCUGAACAAAAACGGAUGAGAGUCGAGCAAAAUGGGGAUAACACGAACUGGAGAUGAAAUCCGCCGACAACACUAACGUAAUGACAGUACGAAGUGGAGCGCGGAGCGGACCCGUGGAAAUAAAUGAACCAGUUUCCCAUUGAAAACGUCAGAGGCGGCUCCUGGCGUUACGUUAUUUAGUUAGCGGUGUUGCUAACAGCAGCUAGAGCUAGCCUGUGGUUUUCUUCUGGAGACAGCUCUGCUGCUGCUGCUAGCUGGCAGGCGUCAGUCAGCAGCUAGCUGUCACUUCAACUGACUCGCACUUUACUCAUGUCAAGUCGUGAAGACGUACUAGCUGUCCGUUUGACUGGGAGCAUCAGGAUGGAGGGGACUUCGAGUAAAAGCAUCGACAGACAGAAUGUGGUUUGUUCGUGUUGAAUAAACACCCAGCGCCGAGGAAAGGGGAGUGAGACCAAUAUUUUCCAGCCAGGCCGGUUAGCUAGCUCCAGAGCUAGCUACAGUGGAUCCCAAAAGCCACGGCGCUGGCCAUGCCGUCGAGUGUGCGGGCCGGGAGCCUGAAGGACCCGGAGGUGGCUGAACUGUUCUCUAGGGAGGAUCCCGAGAAGCUCUUCACCGACCUUAGAGAGAUCGGCCAUGGAAGCUUCGGAGCAGUCUACUUUGCCCACGACAUCCGCACCAAUGAGGUGGUGGCCAUCAAGAAGAUGUCCUAUAGUGGCAAACAGUCCAACGAGAAAUGGCAAGAUAUCAUCAAGGAAGUGAAGUUCCUUCAGAAACUGCGCCACCCCAACACCGUUGAGUACCGUGGCUGCUACCUGAGAGAGCACACAGCAUGGCUGGUGAUGGAGUACUGCUUGGGCUCUGCUUCUGACCUCUUAGAAGUCCACAAGAAACCCCUCCAGGAAGUGGAAAUAGCUGCCAUAACCCAUGGUGCAUUGCAGGGAUUGGUGUAUCUUCACUCUCACAACAUGAUUCACAGGGAUGUGAAGGCAGGAAACAUCUUGCUAACAGAGCCAGGGCAGGUCAAACUGGGAGACUUUGGCUCUGCUUCCAUUGUUGCUCCAGCCAACUCCUUUGUGGGAACACCUUACUGGAUGGCCCCUGAGGUGAUCCUGGCCAUGGACGAGGGUCAGUACGAUGGGAAGGUGGAUGUGUGGUCACUUGGCAUUACCUGCAUAGAGCUGGCGGAAAGGAAGCCUCCUCUGUUCAACAUGAAUGCUAUGAGUGCCUUAUACCACAUCGCCCAGAAUGAGAGCCCUGUGUUGCAGUCUAAUCACUGGUCGGAUUAUUUCCGCAAUUUUGUGGACUCCUGUUUGCAGAAGAUCGCCCAGGACAGACCUACCUCUGAUGUGCUGCUUAAGCACCACUUCCUAUGCAGAGAGCGUCCCAUGACAGUUGUGAUGGACCUGAUCGCACGCACCAAGGAUGCUGUCCGCGAGCUGGACAACCUUCAGUACCGGAAGAUGAAGAAAAUCCUCUUCCACGAGGCGCACAACGGUCCCGCACCAGAAGGAGGUGAUGAGGAAGAGGAUGUGGAGCAGUAUAUGCUGCGCACGGGCACAGUCAACAGCAUGGAGAGCUCCCACUCUCUGCCGUCCAUGUCGAUCAGCGCCAGCUCCCAGAGCAGCUCGGUCAACAGCCUGGCAGACGGCUCUGAUGACAGUGGCGAGAUGGCCAUGAUGCAGGAGGGGGAGCACACCGUCACCUCCAACAGCUCCGUCCUGCACAAGCCCCUGAGCCAUGACAACAUCUAUGACGAUCCCUAUCAGCCAGAGGUCGACUCGCAGCGAGAAGCUUCGUCUGCCGGUGGCGGUGGAGGAGGAGGAGGGCGGCGGCGUCGAGGCAGAGACCAUUUUGCCACCAUCAGGACAGCCUCACUCGUCACUCGUCAGAUCCAGGAACACGAGCAGGGGUCGGCCCUGAGAGAGCAGAUGUCAGGGUACAAGCGAAUGCGGCGGCAGCACCAGAAGCAGCUGAUGGGCCUGGAGAACAAGCUAAAGGCAGAGAUGGAUGAGCACCAGCUGAGACUGGACAAAGAGCUGGAGAAUCAGAGGAACAGUUUCUCAAUGGAGGGAGAAAAACUCUCAAAGAAGCACCAGGCUAUCCUGGAGAAGGAGACAAAGGCAGUCCUGACUGAGGAGAAGAAGUUCCAGCAGCACAUACUGACCCAGCAAAAGAAGGAGUUAACCAGUCUGCUGGAGUCCCAGAAACGACAGUAUCGACAACGCAAGGAGCAGCUCAAAGAGGAACUGAAUGAGAACCAGUCCACACCAAAGCGGGAGAAACAGGAGUGGUUGGUGCAUCAGAAGGAGUGUCUGCAGCAGCUGCAGGCGGAGGAAGAGGCAGGCCUGCUGCGACGGCAGAGGCAGUAUUAUGAGCUACAGUGUCGCCAGUACAAGAGGAAGAUGGUGCUGGCACGCCACAACUUGGAGCAGGACUUGCUGCGAGAGGAAUUGAACAAGAAGCAGACUCUAAAGGACCUGGAGUGCGCCAUGCUGCUGCGUCACCACGAGUCCACCCAGGAGCUGGAGUUCCGCCAGCUGAGUUUGGUGCAGCGUACGCGGGCCGAGCUCAUCCGCACACAGCACCAGACAGAGCUCACCAACCAGAUGGAGUAUAACAAGAGGCGCGAGCAGGAGCUGCGUCAGAAACACGCCAUGGAGGUCCGCCAGCAGCCCAAGAGCCUUAAAUCCAAAGAGCUUCAGAUUAAGCGUCAGUUCCAGGACACCUGUAAGAUCCAAACCCGUCAGUACAAGGCCCUGCGCAACCACCUGCUGGAGAACACGCCCAAGUCGGACCACAAGGCCGUGCUGAAGCGGCUGAAGGAUGAGCAGACUCGUAAGCUGGCCAUCCUGGCCGAGCAGUAUGACCACUCCAUCAAUGAUAUGCUGUCCACACAGGCUCUGCGAUUGGAUGAGACCCAGGAAGCAGAGUACAAGGUGCUGCGGAUGCAGCUGCAGCAAGAGCUGGAGCUGCUUAACGCCUACCAGAGCAAGAUCAAGAUCCACACCGACACACAGCACGAGAGGGAGGUCAAGGAUCUGGAGCAGAGGGUGUCCAUCCGCCGCGCCCUGCUGGAACAGAGGAUCGAGGAGGAGAUGCUGUCCCUGCAGAAUGAGCGCUCAGAGCGCAUCCGCACCCUCCUGGAGCGGCAGGCCAGCGAGAUCGAGGCCUUUGACUCGGAGAGCUUGCGUCUGGGCUUCAGCAACAUGGCGUUGACAGGCAUCCCCAGCGAGGCCUACCCCAAGCAGGGCUACUCCAACGCCCCGCCCUCGGGCUCCCGCUCCGCCAGCCACUGGAGCCACGGCAUGCACCCCCAGAACAUGCCCUCUCAGCAGCACUCCCGCCGCAGCCACAACAGCAGCAGCAGCAGCAGCAGCGGUAUCGGCAGCGGAGCCGGGGACCGCAGGAGCGAGUCCUCCUCUUCCUCCCACGGCCUGGGAAUGGCCCUGGGCCUGGGGCGGGAUGGGAGGGAGAUGCACCACUCAUCCCGCUCCUCUGCCUCCUCUUCCUCCUCCUCCUCCUCGUCUUCCUCCCACCACCAGCGCCACCACCUGCCCCAGCACUACCACCACCAGAGCACGCCGCAGCUGUACCGCGAGCGCGAGCGGGAUCGAGAUAGGGAGCGGGAGAAGGAGAGGGAGCGGGAGUGGGCCGGAGUGCGAGGCUCCGGCGGCGACCUGGCCCACCCACACCCCCUGCCCUUCUCCCAUCACCUGCCCUCACGCUCCUCCUCACAGUCCCUGGCCAUGCUACCUCCCCCGCCACCCGCCCCUCCCUCCAUCUCUGGCCCGUCCUCCUCUUCCUCUUCCUCCUCCUCGUCGCAGGGGGGGAUAUACGGUGGUGGCAGCGGCCUGGGCGUGCGUGGCGCCCCGAGCCUGAUGGCCCUGAGGAAUAGCCCCCAGCCUCUGAGGAGGACGGCGUCCGGCGGGGGGCCCGGAGGCGCCGGGGGCAGCGACGGCGUUCUGAGCCGAAGCACCUCUGUCACCUCCCACAUCUCUAACGGCUCCCACCUCUCCUACUCUUAGAUAGCAGGAGGAAGAGCGCGGACAGGGUGGUAGCAUGAGGGGAGGGAGUGAUUUAGGAAGGUAGCUAUCACAGGUUGCAUCUCAAUACUCUCAGUUUGCCACCUUGCCUCAUAUCCUGGACUAAUCUCAACUGUCAGAAUAGCUGCAAUGCAGAGGAUCUGGGGAUAUCACCCUCUUCUCUUAACGCACAGAAAGGUAAAGAGAUCAGUCAACAUCAGAGGCAAAGAGAGGACAAACUGACAUUAUUGAGCUGCACCCUGCUUCUUUAGACUCAGGGUGGGUAGAGAGGUUUUCUCCCAUUCUCACAGGUAUAAAAGAGAGAGGGAGGAAUGUAACCACCUGUAAUACCACUGGAUUAAGGUGAGAAAAAAAAAAGAGGAGGUUUGUGUUUAAUGUUUUUAUCUUUGUUACCGCCUGUAUAAAAGUGAGAUAGGACGAGUGAAAGGAGAGGACAUUUAGCCUUUUUUUUUCCUCCCAGAGCUGCAGAGAGAGGGGACGGCAGCCACGUCCUCUUCUAUGAUGUUCUGUGCCGGAAUGGAGAAAGAUAGAGGACGAGGGAGGGAAGGAAAAAGAGGAAGAUGAUGUUUUUUUUGCAUUGUGUAAUGUACUUGUAUGUAGUCUGUGGUGUCCAGAUAUUAUCUAGCAAGCACUCGCAGCCUGGGCUCCAGGAAGGAAAAAAGAAGGAGAAUCAUUCAAGAUGGGUUACUUCAGUUUCCAGCCUUGUGGACACUGGAAAACACUUUUUAUUGAUUUACAACUGUUGAUGUUUUGUUGAUUUUUUUCUUUCUUUCUUUUUUUUGUAUUAAGUGUCUAAAAAAAAAAAACACAAAAACAAGUUGCUUGGAACGUCACCAAUGCCUUUAAGGGGUUCUUAAAGGGAUGUCGUGCCAUCAAAGUUUUUAUUUGAUGACUGCAAGAUGAUUUAAAAACCGAAAUACGAACACACAGAAUGUUUGUAAAGGUAAGAGACUCUGUUCUAAAAAAAAAUGCAGCUGGGAUGAGGAGAAACAUUUGUGAGGACAUGUACAAAAUACAAAAGGAAAAAAAAAAGAACAAAAAAAGCUUUCUGGCAUUCAUGACAUAUUGAGUAUCUAAACAACAUAGGUGUCUAUGGGAGUCACUCCAAUGCAUGAGAUAGAUGUACAAAAAACAAAAAACAUUUGUAAACAUGACCAAACACAUUUGAAAUGUACCGUACCUGUUCAAGUUUCACCGGCAUUCAAGAUCACUUGUCCCACAUUUUUGAUCUUUACUGUACAUAUUUAUGGGAAUAUAAAAAAAAACAACAAAAACAAGUCAUUUGGUUUUAUAGAGUAACAAAGAUAAUGAUAGUAAUUUUGAUAUAUUCAAAUGAGUAUUGAAUUCAAGAUUUAGAGCGACAACUCCAACUGCAUUUUCUAUAGGUGUCAAUAUUACCAUAACUAAUCCUGAUGUAAUUGUUGUUGUAAUCAUGUUCACAUUUUUCUUGCGAGAAGAAAAAGGGCCCACUUUUGACUGUAAAAAAAAAAAAGAUAAUAAAAAAACUGUUGCAUUGUCAGGUAUGGUGUGUGUUCAAGGAAUUAAUGAUUAUUAAUAAGAAUUUAUUAAUAAUUGUUAAUGAUUUAUGUAUGUGUGUCGAGCGGUAAAGUCUAGUUAUAUUGCCACUUUUUUUUAGACAGCAAAACAAUUGAAUUUUAAAAAGACACUCCUACAACAGCGACACCCCCCCACUAUUCACAUGAACUCUGACCUCCUCCUCUGGACUCUUACAGAAGAAAAAAAAAAGAUUUUACAAUUGGCCACUGGAAUGUAAAUGCUGGUUUUCCUUUUUGUUUUUAUUAUUAUUUAUUUGUUUUCAGUUCGGGAAUAAGUUCUGAGAGAGUACACACAAUCUGUGUUGAUAAUCUGACUGCUUAGGAGUGCGACCAGCGCGACAAGCUGGAAGCAUGUGAAGGAGAGGUAGAAGAAGAAGUGAAGAGGGCGGGCGUCGACUGAGCUGCUGUGCCCUCUUGUGCCGGCACGGCAGCAGUGACCCGGAGCAGCCCAUCCUCGCACAAAAAGAAAGACACCAAUCAGUGUUGUUUUCAUGAGCAGAUGAUGCUUCUGAGGCCCAAAGGUUUUGCUCUCUGUUCUCACUGGGCUGUUAUUUACUUGAAGGGAAUCACAAAUAACUGGACUUUUUUUUUUUUUGAUUGUUUGUUUUUUUAAUUAUUUUAUUUGAAAAAAAAAGAAAAAAAAAGAUAAUCACCCUGCUGUUUGUAUGACUCAGAAACACCAGCUCAAGACAAUUCCCUGUAUAACCUACUACUUUAUGCUUGGUUGGAAUCUCAGUGCAUGCAUAAACUCCUUAUAUAAACUAAGACUGGCGGGUUCGGGACAGCCUCCGUGUUGGGGAAAAAUCAGUGUGGUAGUUGUUUUGUUAGACGGGGGUUGUUGUCAGUGUCAGAGGCAUUGCGGUAGAGGAGCAGGGAGUCUCGGUUCCUGCCCGGGCAAUGGAUGAAGACGAAGAAGCAGCACAGGCUCAUCUGUGUUUUGCAGAGUUUUUUUGUGUGUGUGUGGGAGGGGGUUGAAAUCCUUAUUAAAUAUUCAAAUCAAGCGGUUCCAAGCUUGAGGAGGAGAUGGAAGAAGGGUCUUAACACAUGUAUUGGAAAAGAAAUGGGGUGCUUUAAAAAGUAAUUUAAAAAAGAUAAUAAAUUGAUAUUAACACAUUAA
This is a messenger RNA of Lates calcarifer (barramundi perch), 6751 nucleotides long. RefSeq names its product TAO kinase 2b (gene taok2b). The transcript has 20 exons. The record is from RefSeq and is a predicted model, not a curated record. Gene Ontology annotation, molecular function: ATP binding; protein kinase activity. Gene Ontology annotation, biological process: protein phosphorylation. Bases 563 to 4060 code for a protein of 1165 amino acids. Lineage: Eukaryota; Metazoa; Chordata; Actinopteri; Centropomidae.